Striga hermonthica is the source of this 320-nucleotide messenger RNA. NCBI's taxonomy places the organism in Eukaryota, Viridiplantae, Streptophyta, Magnoliopsida, Lamiales, Orobanchaceae. The record is from the annotation of a GenBank genome assembly.
AGGAUUACUAUCAAAGAAAUAACAUCACACCCGUGGAUGUGUCCCAAGCACGGUACUACCGAAAGAAGAAUCCCACCUUCUCCCUUCAAACCGUGGAGGAGAUCAUGAAAAUUGUGGAGGAGGCCAAAUCCCCUCCACGGGUCACUCGCUCGGUUGGAGGCUUUGGGUGGGGAGAGGAAGAUGGUGAGGAGGAUAAAGAGAUAUUGCGGAUGAUGAAGUGGAGGAGGAAAAGGAUGACGAGGACGAGUAUGACAAGCAAGUCAAGGCGGCUCAUGCGAGUGGGGAAGUUCGUCUCACUUAAAAAAAAAAAAACAAAAUGA